AUGUGCGGCAGGUUCCUGAGGCAGCUGUUGGCCGAGGAGAGCCGGCACUCCACCCCCGUGGGCCGGCUUCUGCUUCCUGUGCUCCUGGGAUUCCGCCUCCUGCUGCUGGCUGCCAACGGGACUGGGGUCUAUGGCGAUGAGCAGAGUGAAUUCGUGUGUAACACCCAGCAACCAGGUUGCAAGGCCGCCUGCUACGAUGCCUUCCACCCCCUCUCCCCGUUGCGCUUCUGGGCCUUCCAGGUCACCUUGGUGGCUGUGCCCAGUGUCCUCUACAUGGGUUUCACUCUGUAUCGCAUGAUUUGGCUUUGGGAAGACUCAGGAAAUGUGAAGAAGGAGGAGGAGACCCUGAUCCAAGAAGGGAACAACAGCAGAGAUGCCUCAGGGGCUGGAGGUCCCAGGUUGCUCUGGGCCUAUGUGGCACAUAUGGGUGUUCGACUGGUCCUUGAGGGGCUGGCCCUGGGGAGUCAGUAUUACCUGUACGGCUUCAAGAUGCCCAGUUCCUUUGCGUGUCGUAGAGAGCCUUGCCUUGGCAGUAUAACCUGCAAUUUAUCUCGCCCCUCUGAGAAGACCAUCUUCCUAAAGACCAUGUUUGGGGUCAGUGCACUCUGUCUCUCGUUCACCUUUGUGGAACUUGUAUUUCUAUCUCUGAGGGGACAGUGGAGGAGCUGGAAGCACAAAUCUUCUUGUUCUAACAGCUUCCUAACGUUAAAGGGCAUCAGAAGACACAAGGAACCAACUGAUAAUUUCACAGUGGUGGAAACAAAAGAGCAGGUAAAAGAAGCAGGUAAGACGUGUGCUGAUGACCGUCUUUUUUCCUUCUCUGUCAUGAUGAUCUGCUUCCAGGGUGGAUAUCUCACCUUCAGGGAAGGAUAA
This is a messenger RNA of Orycteropus afer afer, 873 nucleotides long. RefSeq names its product gap junction protein gamma 3 (gene GJC3). The coding region runs from base 1 to 873 and encodes 290 amino acids. NCBI's taxonomy places the organism in Eukaryota, Metazoa, Chordata, Mammalia, Tubulidentata, Orycteropodidae. The transcript has a single exon. Gene Ontology annotation, biological process: cell communication. Gene Ontology annotation, cellular component: connexin complex. The record is from RefSeq and is a predicted model, not a curated record.